GACAAAUGCACGGGAAAUGGACGUCCGAGCGACGGCAAGUGAAGGACUGCAGUAGACAAGCACACGCUGGCGCGUCCUGAGGGGCCUCGGCAGGAGCGGCAGGACGCGCUGCUGGUGCGGAGGGGCCGCGCCAAUGCCGCUUCGUGCUCGCGGGAGGCGGUGCCGCUGGCGGGCCCGGGCGACCCCGGCGAGAGCGCCGCCGGGGACGGCGCAUCGGUCGCCGAGAGCGCGGCCAGCCGCUUCUCGAAGGCGCCCUCGGUGCACCCGUCGCUGGCCGGCUCCGUGGCGGUGUCGCUGGCCUGCUCCGAGAGCACCAUGUCGGGGAGCCAGGGGCAACCCCACUCCGCAGGCGCGGCGCGCGCAUCUCCAUGCGCUACCACGGCGAGUGCUUCAGCGGCUUCGCGGACCCGCGCUCGCAGGCCAGCUCCUCCCACCACCAGGGGCCUCUGGCCGGCACGCAGCUGGGCGCGGCGCCCGCGGAGAAGGCCGGCGCGAAGAUGCGCACCGGCAGCCACUUCGAGAGCGCGGGACGCGUGGCGCCGGCCUUGGCGGAGAGCCUGGGCGGGAAGUUCGGGGGCCAGAUGAGCAUGGGGCACAACGGCUUCGGCUCCAGGUCCUCCAAGGGCCGCCCCGCGCCGGAGCCCCGGCGGCGGCCCGGCGGCCUGACGGAGCAGCGGCUGGCGGCCCACGAGAGGGCGCUGGCUGCGGUCCCGGAGGACGAGGCGCCCGACGAGGGCUGGUUAGUCGGCUUCCCCUGGAAGAAGCUGUUGAGCAGUUCCUGA
Molecule: messenger RNA, 782 nt
Organism: Prorocentrum cordatum
Lineage: Eukaryota; Dinophyceae; Prorocentrales; Prorocentraceae
Source: the annotation of a GenBank genome assembly